AUGGGUUCGUGCUACGCUAAACAAGAGAAAAGUGCCAAAACCGCAGUCGAACCCACCGAUCAAUGGAAAUCCGGCAACAGAAAUUUUCGUCUAAACCGUCGUAAAGAAUUUAUAAUACAAAUGCAAAUUAUUUAUCAUCGAAAAGCAGCUGAAGCGCCUAUAUUGACAAUUAAUAAAAGCAGCUUGUAUCAUAAGCGAUUAAAUAAGGCUCAAAGUUUGUCAAAAAAUGAGAAUUUGUAUCAAAAUCAGGCUGUCAGCUGUUUCUAG
Messenger RNA from Blepharisma stoltei, 267 nucleotides. NCBI's taxonomy places the organism in Eukaryota, Ciliophora, Heterotrichea, Heterotrichida, Blepharismidae. The record is from the annotation of a GenBank genome assembly.